AUGGCAACCUGGAAAGGAGGGCCUAAGCCCCCACCGAGAGUGGUGGCGCCAAACAAGCUCUGGCACGCGUUCAAGCACAAGAAUUUGGACGUGUUCAAGUUCGAUCUAGAUGCCGACGAGGAUCAGAACUACGUUUCUGCAUCCGAAAGAUUUCUGGAAUUCCAGACACAGCUCGGCAUGGUGCUGCAUCACACACAACUGUUCCGGAAAACACUGGAGGAAUCCCUGCAGCACGCGGUGGAGCUUGCGGAUGACUUCGGAAGGGUCGCGGCCGGGAACGGGGGAGGGCGCACGAUGGAACCGUGGGCGCAAAAGGCCGGGGGCCAGGCGUUCUUCCUGAAGGGGAUGCUGGAGGAAAGCGCGGUCUCCCUUCGACAGCACUUGUGUGACGAGCUGGAGGAGAAGGUGGUGCGGUCCCUGCGAGAAGAGGUGGCCAACUUCAGCACGGUGCACACACAGAUGCUGGAACGGUCGAACAUGAAGAUGGAGAUGCUCCACUACUCCAACAAGGUGCAGGAGCUGAAGGGCAGCCAGAAGGCCACCGAUGAAAAGAAGGACCGCAACAAGGAGAAGUACGCGCAGGCGUCGCAGGCCCUGAGGGACCAGACGAACCAGCUCAUGUCCAUCUUCGCCCACGCCGAGCAGCUGCGGCAGCGGCUCCUGACCCAGGAUUUCCCGUCGGUGAUCACGGCGGAGAAGAACGCCUUCGAUGCCUUCGCGAUCAACCUGAACAAGGCGGCGGCGGAGACGUCGGACGGAGAGCCGCGACCCCCUCGGAUGUCGGACGCGGCUCGGGCUCCCCAAAGAACGCCCAUGAGCCCGAAGGACGGCGGAGCUCCCUGGUCAGGCAGUAACGACGGGGGCGAGUUCGGCGAGGAGCUCAAGCGCGCGCACGAGCACCAGAACAGCAAGAUGGCGGCGGAGUCGGCGGCGGCCGCGGGAGCGGCGGCGGCGGCGGCAGCGGCGGCGGGGGAGGCGUUGGCGGGGACGGGGGCAGCGGGCGCGGACACCCCGGCGAUGACAAACUCGUCCACCUCCGGCGCCGAUGCCGCCGACGAUGCCGAGAAACACGACCCGUCGGAGGCGGCGGCAUUAGCGGCGCCGGCGCCGGCGGGGGAGAAGGACGCGACCGCACCGACGGAGUCUCCGAAACCCCCCGCCGCCGCCGCAACCGUUGACGACGAGGCGGCGGUGGCGGGUUCGGGGCCAAAAACGGACAGCCCUGACGAUGAGGCGGAGGCGUUGACGGCGGCGGUGCCGGCGAUGGCGACGGCGCCGGAGGCGUCGGCACCGGGGGAGGAGCAAGCGGAGGAGGUACCGGGGGUAGAGGGUGGGGACGGGGCGGAGAUGGCGGAGAUGGCGGAGAUGGCCGAGCUUGAGCCCGGGAAGGUGCGGGUGCGCGCUCUGUACGACUACGAGGCCACGCAGGAGGGAGACCUGAGCUUCGGGGUGGGGGACAUGAUCAUCACGGACGGUGGAGCGUUUUCGGGAGACGGGUGGGUGUCGGGUACGUGCCACGGGAAUACCGGGAUAUUCCCGGCGAACUACACGGAACCGUGGUAA
Messenger RNA from Ectocarpus siliculosus, 1563 nucleotides. The record is from the annotation of a GenBank genome assembly. Lineage: Eukaryota; Phaeophyceae; Ectocarpales; Ectocarpaceae.